AGAAACGCUCGUUCUGAACCUUCCUCGUGCCUUCCACCACCCGCGCGGCCCCUCACUGAUGUGUGGGACCAACCGCGUGCCCCCUCGCUGACGUGUGGGACCAACCGCGUGCCCCCUCGCACCUUCACAUGGCCAUCGCGUAUAUAGGGACUGGCCUCACCCCACUUGUCAAUCCACACCUACUACCCCGAUUCAUUAAAAAUUCUUCCCACUUACCAAUUCCGGCGAGGCACCUCCCCCCGACGACAACUGCGGCGUGGUAUCAGCGGCCACCAUGUGCGGUGGAGCGUCCCUUGAGGAUGCCAAGGUUCCGGUUGUGGCGCGGAAGGUGACUGGGGCGACGCUAUGGACCGAGAAGAAGAAGCCCCGGCAGGGCGGCGGCGGGGGCCGGCGCUUCACGGGGCUUGGUGGGUGCAGGGGACUUGGUCGGGAUGACAACGAGGAGGACUUCGAGGCUGACUUUCAAGAGUUCAAGGCCUACUCCGGGGACUCCGACCUGGAGCUCAGGCGCAGUAGAGUGGAUGAGAAGGAUGACGACGACGAGGUCGUUGAGAUCAAGCCCUUCGCUGUCGUCAAGAGGCCCCUCUCCCAAGAUGGCUUAAGCACCAUGACUACUGCUGGUUUUGAUGGUCCUUCAGCAAAAAGGAAGAGAAAGAACCAAUUCAGGGGUAUCCGUCAGCGCCCCUGGGGUAAGUGGGCUGCUGAAAUCAGAGAUCCUAGCAAGGGUGUUCGUGUCUGGCUUGGUACUUUCAACAGUGCUGAAGCUGCUGCAAGAGCUUAUGAUGUUGAAGCACGCAGGAUCCGUGGCAAGAAAGCCAAGGUUAACUUUCCAGAGGAACCAGCAACUCCUCAAAAGCGUCGUGCUCGCCCUGCUCCUCCUAAAGCACCCAAGCCAAGCGCAACACAGGAACCUGCAGUCAACAACCUUGCCAACCCAAGUGCUUUCGUCUACCCAUCUGCUGACUUUGCAUCAAACCAGCCACUUGCUCUGCCUUACAACAUGUCAUUUGUUCCUGCAAUGAACUCUGCUGCCCCUGUUGAAGCCUCUGUUAUGAAUCUGUACUCUGACCAGGGAAGCAACUCCGUUGGCUUCUCUGACCUGGUCUGGGAUUUUGACACCAAGACUCCAGAUAUAUCACCCAUUGCUCCCAUUUCUACCACUGCUGAAGGAGCGGAAUCUGCACUUGUUCAGAGUGACGCCUACAACCCAGUGGUGAUUGCUGAAGUACCUGAAUCUGUACUUGUCCAGAGUAACACCUACAACUCAGUGGUGCCUCCUGUUAUGGAGAACAAUGAUGCCGAUUCCGAGCCUUGGAUGAAGUUUCUUUCGGAUGAUGGCAUGGACGAGUCGAUUGACAGCCUUCUGAACUUUGGUGUGCCUCAGGAUGUCAUUGGCAACAUGGACCUUUGGAGCUUCGAUGACAUGCCCAUCUGUGGAGAAUUAUGCUGAGUGAUCCAAAUCCUUUAUAUAGAGAUAAAGGGAAUAAGAGUAUGGGAGAUUGGGAAGCACCCUGUUGUCACCUUCGGCUAGCAAAUGAUUAUGUCCAAGCUUAGAUGCAAAAAAGUCGCAUCUUGAGUCUCCUUUGUAAUCGACCCUUUCCCUAGUUGACUGUCUCUGUGUGGCAGCCAUUUAUGAUGAACCGUUAUCUUUAUCAUUUGUAACUUUUAUGUCAGUCGCUACCAUUUCUGAAUGUGAACAGCAUGGAUUUGUGUCCAGUUUGCUUUAA
Molecule: messenger RNA, 1727 nt
Organism: Hordeum vulgare subsp. vulgare (domesticated barley)
Lineage: Eukaryota; Viridiplantae; Streptophyta; Magnoliopsida; Poales; Poaceae
Product: ethylene-responsive transcription factor 1-like
Exons: 3
Coding region: 275-1450 (391 amino acids)
Biological process (GO): regulation of DNA-templated transcription; ethylene-activated signaling pathway
Molecular function (GO): DNA binding; DNA-binding transcription factor activity
Source: RefSeq, a predicted model, not a curated record